AACUCGGGGGCACUAGAGAUAAGCGAGGGAGCCUCCACCCGGGGCAGGAUGACUGUCCCGGCGCAGAAGGGAAAGGGGCCCCUGGGAAAGUGACAAUAGGACUUGCGGAGGCCUCGCGCCUGGCAGACGGCAGGCCAGGGUUCAGGCCUCCCUCCCUGACAUGGAGAGUAACCUGUCUGGCUUGGUGCCUGCUGCUGGUCUGGUACCUGCGCUGCCGCCCGCCGUGACCCUGGGGCUGACUGCGGCCUACACCACCCUGUACGCCCUGCUCUUCUUCUCCGUCUAUGCCCAGCUCUGGCUGGUGCUCCUGUAUGGGCACAAGCGUCUCAGCUAUCAGACGGUGUUCCUGGCGCUCUGUCUGCUCUGGGCUGCCCUGCGUACCACCCUCUUCUCUUUCUACUUUCGAGACACACCCCGAGCCAACCACCUGGGGCCCCUGCCCUUUUGGCUUCUCUACUGCUGUCCUGUCUGCCUGCAGUUCUUCACACUGACGCUCAUGAACCUCUACUUUGCUCAGGUGGUGUUCAAAGCCAAGGCAAAGCGUCGGCCAGAGAUGAGCCGAGGCUUGCUGGCUGUCCGAGGGGCCUUCGUGGGGGCCUCGCUGCUCUUUCUGCUGGUGAAUGUGCUGUGCGCCAUGCUGUCCCGCAGGCGCAGGGCACAGCCCUGGGCCCUCCUGCUGGUGCGUGUCCUGGUGAGCGACUCCCUGUUUGUUAUCUGCGCACUCUCUCUUGCCGCCUGCCUCUGCCUUGUGGCCCGGCGGGCCCCCUCCACCAGCAUCUACCUGGAGGCCAAGGGGACCAGUGUGUGCCAGGCAGCUGCAAUGGGUGGUGCCAUGGUCCUGCUCUAUGCCAGCCGGGCCUGCUACAACCUGGCGGCCCUCGCCUUGGCCCCCCGGAGCCGGCUGGACGCCUUCGAUUACGACUGGUACAACGUCUCUGAUCAGGCGGACCUGGUGAACGACCUGGGGAACAAAGGCUACCUGGUGUUUGGCCUCAUCCUCUUUGUGUGGGAGCUGCUGCCCACCACCCUGCUGGUGGGCUUCUUCCGGGUACAUCGGCCCCCACAGGACCUGAGCACCAGCCGCAUCCUCAACGGGCAGGUCUUUGGCUCCCGUUCCUACUUCUUCGACCGGGCACACUGCGAGGAUGAGGGCUGCUCUUGGGAGCAUAGCCGGGGUGAGAGCACCAGCAUGUCAGGCAGCCUAGGCUCCAGCAGCUGGUAUGGCACCAUCGGGCGGGAACCAGGCUGGUGUGGAGGCAGCCAGACUCGGACCACGCCCCUGCUCUUCUCCCAGGUUCUGGGACCAGGCGGCCACCACCACAGUCUCUACUCCACCCCACAGACGUGAUCCCCCUUCAUCUCCCCGCAGAACACCCAGACCCCAGCCCCUCCCACCCCAGACCCUUGUGCCAAGUUCAUCUGCUGCUUCUUGCCCAGGAUCCCGGGGGCUGUGGCUGCCUCUUCCCCAGGCCGGCUCCUUGCUACUCCUGAUGCAGUGAGCUUGUGCUGUCCCCUAGGAUGGGGGGGGCAUGGCCCUGGCUGCCAGAUGCUCACGGCGCCCUGGCAUGACCCACCCCACCGCCUCCUCUUCCACUCCGGAGCCAGCUACCUCUCCCGCGUCUGCCACUCAAUAAACAGUGUCUGUGCCCCAA
Bubalus bubalis (water buffalo) is the source of this 1652-nucleotide messenger RNA. It is a transcript of the gene GPR137, whose product is annotated as G protein-coupled receptor 137. The transcript is spliced from 8 exons. The record is from RefSeq and is a predicted model, not a curated record. NCBI's taxonomy places the organism in Eukaryota, Metazoa, Chordata, Mammalia, Artiodactyla, Bovidae. Gene Ontology annotation, cellular component: lysosomal membrane. Gene Ontology annotation, biological process: positive regulation of TORC1 signaling; negative regulation of bone resorption; regulation of autophagy. Bases 161 to 1348 code for a protein of 395 amino acids.